AUGCGUGGCUACGAACUUCCACCUGCAAAGGGGUCAAAGUACGACAAGGAUGCCAUGGAUGAGUUCUUCUACGGCUACGAGCCUCUUCAGUCGCAGGACCUGGCCGAAUGCGCCAUUUACAUGCUCAAAAGCAAAGAUCGUGUGGCCAUAAAGGCGCUGGAUUGCGUUCCUACGGCGCAGAGGGCACUGGCAAGGUUUGACGGGGAGUGGAACGACAGAAACGCAGCGCGUGGGCGGGUAGACUCGCUCAAAGUGCUAUGGAUAAGAUUGUUGUAUGAUAGCAAACAAUCAGGUUGCGCAUGCAUCGACUCUUAA
Molecule: messenger RNA, 315 nt
Organism: Verruconis gallopava
Lineage: Eukaryota; Fungi; Ascomycota; Dothideomycetes; Venturiales; Sympoventuriaceae
Exons: 1
Coding region: 1-315 (104 amino acids)
Source: RefSeq, a predicted model, not a curated record